Molecule: messenger RNA, 3260 nt
Organism: Nannospalax galili (Upper Galilee mountains blind mole rat)
Lineage: Eukaryota; Metazoa; Chordata; Mammalia; Rodentia; Spalacidae
Gene: Nudcd3
Product: NudC domain containing 3
Exons: 6
Coding region: 82-1173 (363 amino acids)
Biological process (GO): protein folding
Cellular component (GO): cytoplasm
Source: RefSeq, a predicted model, not a curated record
UUAGGCACGCACACCGGAAGUGGUCCAUCGGCUGGAGUGAGGCAGUGUCCGCGGUGUGAGCGUUCCUCAGGCAGCGGAGCCAUGGAGCCGGGGACUGCUGAACUUUACGACCAGGCCCUGCUGGGUAUCCUGCAGCACGUGGGCAAUGUCCAGGACUUUCUCCGCGCGCUCUUCGGUUUCCUCUACCGCAAGACAGACUUCUACCGCCUGCUGCGCCACCCUUCGGACCGCAUGGGCUUCCCGCCCGGAGCUGCGCAGGCCCUGGUGCUGCAGGUCUUUAAAACAUUUGAUCACAUGGCUCGCCAGGAUGAUGAGAAAAGAAGGAAGGAACUUGAAGAGAAAAUCAAAAGAAAGGAGGAAGAGGCCAAGGCUAUGGCAGCUACUGCAGCCGAGAAGGAAGCGGUCCCAGUCCCAGUUCAGGAAGUAGAGAUAGAUGCUACUGCAGAACUGAGUGGGCUUGGGGAUGGAGAAAAGGUGGAUCCCCCAGGCCCUCAGAACACUGAGCAUAAAGUGGCCCGUGGCUUGGAGGAGGCCAAAGCUCCAGGAACAGUUAGCAGUGCUGCUGAAAGCCCUAAGGAGCCACCCAAGCUCCCCAGGAUUCAGGAGCAGUUUCAGAAAAACCCUGACAGUUACAAUGGUGCCAUCCGAGAGAACUACACCUGGUCGCAAGACUACACUGACCUGGAGGUCAAGGUCCCAGUGCCCAAGAAUGUGGUGAAGGGGAAGCAGGUCUCCGUAGCCCUCAGUAGUGGCUCCAUUCGUGUGGCCAUGCUGGAAGAAAACGGAGAGCGUGUUCUCAUGGAAGGAAAGCUCACCCACAAGAUCAACACUGAGAGUUCCCUCUGGAGCCUCGAGCCAGGCAAGUGUGUUUUGGUGAACCUGAGCAAGGUGGGCGAGUAUUGGUGGAAUGCCAUCCUGGAGGGAGAAGAGCCCAUCGACAUCGACAAGAUCAACAAAGAACGCUCCAUGGCCACUGUGGAUGAGGAAGAACAGGCGGUCCUGGACAGGCUUACGUUUGACUACCACCAGAAGCUGCAGGGCAAGCCCCAGAGCCAUGAGCUGAAAGUCCAUGAGAUGCUGAAGAAGGGGUGGGAUGCUGAAGGUUCUCCUUUCCGAGGCCAACGAUUCGACCCAGCCAUGUUCAACAUCUCCCCAGGGGCUGUGCAGUUUUAAUGACCAGAAGGAAAGGAAACCCUCACCACCUGAGAGGUGGAGACCUUGUCCCCCUCACUCCCUGCAUGCCAGGGACUACACUCCUCCUGCUUACUCCUAGCGAUUCUUUCAUGGAUGAACCAGGCCUUUCACACUGACCUUGCACCUCCAAACUAUUCCAGAGAAGGUGCAGGGCCAGCUGCUACCUGGCAGCCUCUGUGACCAACACUAAAUGAAGGUGUUUGAAAUGCAGGAGGGACACGUCCCAGCAAACUGGGAGCACAUGCUUUGUCUCCACAGCAACUGGCCACUCAGGCAACAUUUUCUUCCUCCCUUGCUCUCUGCUUGCUGUUGUUUUGAUGCUGUUCUGCUUGCUUGUCUUCUGAGUGGGGGUAGGCAGUUGCUGGGCUCUUAGACAAAGCUAAGUUGAAGUGUGUGGGGUCAGGCAUCUGCAUGAGGGCAAAUGGGGCAUGGCUGUGGAGCUGAUGCUGGGGCUGCUAUUGGACCCUCUCAUUACUUGACCUCAUCCUGGGUAUAUUUGUGUGUAGUCUUAUCUCUUUGUGAAUGCACUUAGCUUGCCUCAGCUUCAUAGGCAGAGCCUCAAACUGGAGUCUAUUUGCCUGUUCCAGAUGUUGGCAGAAGGUUUAGCCUCAGGCCCAGGUGUGGCAGAGACACUCUCUGCCUGCUUGAAAUGAACCAAGUCCAACCACACUGCUUGCUUCCUACAAGGCCUUUCUUGUGUAUGCUGUGUCAAUGCUUGGGGACCCCCCCAGAAGAGAUCACAACAGGUUAAUGCUCCACUGGCAGAGUUUUGUCAACAACACACUCUAAGCAGCCUUGACCUUGAAAGACACCUCAGGAAGAGAAGUUUUUCCACAGGCUUGAAGUCAACUACAGUCGAGUCCAAGAGAUUGAUAACUCCCCGUGCCAGUCACCAGACCGUGCCUUGGAGCACAGAGCCUGUGCAGCUGCUGACUGACUCCAGUGGGAGUGGGGAGACCUGACCAAGGGUCAGGGAACCAGGUGCCCUAACCUCUUCGAAGGGGCCUUCCGUGUACCUGUUGCCAGGGAGAGCAGAUUGUGGGCCAUCCUUCCAGAGGCUUUCUAUCAGCCAUGUAGACAGGACCUGGUAGGCAUUUCUGGUUUACAGUGGUGGCUGGUGCCUCUUGUAAGAAGUACAUACUGGGAGUUAAUGCUAGGUCUAGACAGGCACACCAUUUUGGUUGUCAGGGGAGAGCAAAUACCCACUUGGACUGUGAACUGGUGGUUGAACAUUGGUCACCAAGUUGGUAAGGUCUCUCUGAAGAGGUUCAGCCUUGGGGAGCAGAACUCUGUCACAUUCACCAGAUCCUGAGGAAAUUUCUGCCAGUUGAUCCUGAAGUUCCCAUCAAGGUCCUAGGAUUUGCACAUCCCUGUCCCAUGUAAACUGUCCCACCUGGCAAAGGAGGUCUUGUGUGUGGUGUGUGUGUGUGUGUGUGUGUGUGUGUGUGUGUGUGUGUGUGUGUGUCCAAACUUGUCUGUAGUCCUAGUUGACCUCCUCAAUGCCUCAUCCUGUAGGUAGUCUUCCAGGAGCUAUGAAGUGGAGAGCCCUGCAUCUUUUUAUUUGGGACAGUGCUUCACUUCCAUAGUAACUGUCUUCCUUUGGCAUGGUUUUCUUUUCUGUGUUGCAAAAAGAGUAGCCAAUGCAAGAGUGGCAGCGUUAGGUUUUGGCCUUGUAGCAGGAAUCCAUGCUCCAUAGCUGAUCCUUGUGGCAUGUUACAGUGCAUGGUGUGGUGUGUUGGAUUCUGUACCCGCGUGCCUGCAUCCCAAUGUGGUUCCAUCCCAGUGUGACUCUGUCCCAGUGUGGCUCCAUCCCAGCAAAUCACACAGUUCUCUGCCCUAUGGCACUGCCCUGGGCUUGCCCAGCCACUGGAGCUGGCAUAUUGCCUGUUUUCUCUUUUUAGACACGACAGCCACAGUUUGGCCACUAAGACCCACCAGCUGAGGUCUGAGGAAAGCAGGGUGACUCAUCCCCCUUGCCCAGGGUCCCAGGAGAAUGGGGUGUCCAGCCUGCAAAGCUGCUCUGGCUCCUUGGUGUUGGUUUGCAAUAAAUCUGUAUUUAAGCAGUU